Molecule: messenger RNA, 3421 nt
Organism: Nannospalax galili (Upper Galilee mountains blind mole rat)
Lineage: Eukaryota; Metazoa; Chordata; Mammalia; Rodentia; Spalacidae
Gene: Slc13a5
Product: solute carrier family 13 member 5
Exons: 12
Coding region: 64-1887 (607 amino acids)
Biological process (GO): citrate transport; monoatomic anion transmembrane transport
Cellular component (GO): membrane
Molecular function (GO): sodium:dicarboxylate symporter activity; citrate transmembrane transporter activity; succinate transmembrane transporter activity
Source: RefSeq, a predicted model, not a curated record
UAAGCCUGUGAAGCCCUCUAGCUGCCUCGCUUUCAUCUCUCCCUCCAGUCUCCCUUCUGAACCAUGGCUACGCUGAAGUCCUAUGUGUCCAAGUUCAAAUCCUUCGUGAUUUUGUUCUUCACCCCUAUCCUGCUGCUGCCACUCGUCAUUCUGGCACCCUACAAGUUUGUCAGGUGUGCCUAUGUCAUCCUCAUCAUGGCUAUCUACUGGUGCACAGAUGUCAUCCCAGUGGCUGCCACCUCCCUCUUGCCCAUCUUGCUCUUCCCACUCUUGAAGAUACUGGACUCCAAGAAGGUGUGUCUCCAGUACAUGAAGGACACCAACGUGCUGUUCCUGGGCAGCCUCAUCGUGGCUGUGGCUGUGGAGCGCUGGAGAUUGCACAAGAGGAUUGCUGUGCGUAUGCUGCUCUUUUUGGGGACUGACCCCACACGGCUGAUGCUGGGCUUUAUGUGCGUCACAGCCUUCCUGUCCAUGUGGAUCAGCAACACUGCCACCACAGCCAUGAUGGUGCCCAUUGUGGAGGCCAUGCUGCAGCAGAUGGUAGCCACGAGCAAAGCCAGGGAUAUCCAGCAGGAGUCACUGGAGAUGGAGGACAAGGACAAAGAGAGAGAGCUGCCAGAAGCAGCCAGGGAGCUGCCUGGCACAGCCAGCGAGUUGCCAAGUGCAACCAGUGAACUGCCAGGUGCAGCCAGCAAGCUGCCAAGUGCAGCUAGCCAGUUGCCAGGAAACCAAGUGGUACUUGAAGACACCACUGACCAGAAGCAGGAGGAAGAGGAUGAGAACACAAAGAACAUCUACAAAGCUAUGAACCUGUGUGUGUGCUAUGCAGCCAGCAUUGGGGGUACGGCUACUGUGACGGGGACAGGACCCAAUGUGGUGCUCCUCGGCCAGAUGCAAGAAUUGUUUCCUGACAAUAAAGACAUCGUGAACUUUGCCUCCUGGUUUGCAUUUGCCUUCCCCAACAUGGUGAUCAUGCUGGUGCUCUCCUGGGCGUGGCUUCAGGGCUUUUACUUGAGACCCAAUUCCAAAAAAUCUCACACCUCCCCUGGGUUGAAGAAGAAGAACAAAGAAAUUGCCAACCAAGUGCUGCUAGAGGAACACAGGAAGCUGGGGCCCAUGACCUUUGCUGAAUACAGCGUGCUCAUCUGCUUCCUCCUGCUCAUCUUCCUGUGGUUUUCCCGCGACCCCGGCUUCAUGCCUGGCUGGAUGUCCAUCGCCUGGAUUGAAGGAAAGACCAAAUACGCCACUGAUGCCACGGUGGCCGUGUUUGUGGCCAUCUUGCUUUUCAUUGUACCUUCACAGAAGCCCAAGUUCAACUUCCGCAACCAGACCGAGGAAGAAUGGAAAGCUCCGUUCUAUCCCCCAGCACUUCUGAAUUGGAAGGUCACCCAGGAAAAAGUGCCUUGGGGUGUCGUGAUACUCCUGGGGGGUGGAUUUGCUGUGGCAAAAGGAUGCGAGACCUCAGGGCUCUCUGAGUGGAUGGCGAAGCAAAUGGAACCCUUGAGCUCAGUGAGCCCGGCUGCCAUCUCCUUGAUCUUGACCUGUCUUGUUGCUGCGGCCACUGAGUGCACAAGUAACGUGGCCACCACCACCCUGUUCUUGCCCAUCUUUGCCUCCAUGUCUCGUUCCAUUGGCAUCCAUCCGUUGUACGUCAUGAUCCCAUGCACGCUGAGUGCAUCCCUUGCCUUCAUGUUGCCUGUCGCCACCCCGCCUAAUGCCAUCGUGUUUGCCUACGGACACCUGAAGGUUUCUGACAUGAUGAAGGCGGGACUCAUGAUGAAUGUCAUUGGCAUCUCCUGUGUGUUUCUGUCAGUCAACACCUGGGGACAAUCCAUGUUUAGCUUGGAUACUUUUCCUGACUGGGCUAAUUCGACAGUUAAGACUUAGAAAGAGCCACAAGACUAUAUGCAUGCCCCCUACCCUUCUGAGAACUAUGAACCUUCUGACACACCUUGCACAAAGCAUUGGGGCUCACACCCCAAUGUGACCCAAUAAUGCCAACACCCCAAGAAGACCUAGCCAACUAGCUACCUUCCCCAGGGUUCAGAUGCAGAGAUAGUGAUGGGCGAAUGGAAGAUAGGCUCAGAAGUGAAGGGAGCCUCUUUCAGAGGCUAUAAGGCCUAGUUUUCCUUGACCUUGUCAUCUCCUCUGGGGUAGGCAGAAAACAAAGGAACCAGGACUCAGGAUCCUGUACUACCUGACUUUGAAAAGCCAUUCUUAUGGCCCCAUACUAAACUCUGGUCCUCACCUACUUAGUCCUAAGAUGUCCACAUGAGGACCAGAUCCCUAGGUUGGGAGCUGAGAAAAUAACUUGCCAGCCCCCGUGCCUCUUCUGGCUGCCCCAGAUCAUCUGUCACUCUGAAGGGGACUUCCCAGAUAGGAUAAGAUGUCUUAUCUUGGGCAGCUUCCCACUGCUGGAGUGUGAGUAGGAGUCAGGGCCUCCCAGAGACUCAGACCCUUGUAUGGUGCCAUCUCCAAAGGCUGAGCAACUUGAGGUGUUAACAUCAUAUCCCUGCCUUCUGCUUACAUCUCACCCUUGGUUGACCUGUCCUCUCUGUAUCUCAUUUCAUAUUAACUAACAAUUUGAACCCCUUUCCCAGCUGUCCAGUGACCUUCCAUCAGUCUUCCAGUGAGUGACCAUCCCUCUGUUGUCUGGGCCAGCUCUGCUCAGUUCCCUGGCUGGGACCUCCCAAGACAUUCUCUGUUUUCCUAGGGAGCUCGGUUUGGCUCUUCUGGAAGAUGCUUUUCCUGCCAACCUCACAUGGCUGGGAUCACACUCCAAGGAUGGGCAGUGAUGUCUCUUUGGGGGUUAGUGGGCUGUCUGGAUGUUCCCUCAGCGAGACCCAGAGUAGACUCAGCAGCUCAUUUCCAAUGGCCAGACCACUGCACAGGGUGUCUGUCCUGCUGUAGUUUGUGCUCCUCUGGAACGCCUUCCCUUGGUGGGUUGUGCAUUGCAACCAGGCCUAGUGGCAAUGGAGCAUGGCCAAGAAUAAGUGGUGCUUGUUGGUCCCUGAGCAGACAGAGCAAACCCACCUGGAGAUCCAAGGAAUGACUUCAGCGUGGCUGCGGGAACCCACAAGACCCCCCACAUGAGAGGGAGAUGGAAGAGGAAGCUCUCCCUUGUUCCCCAGUGACACUGUGCCCCUGCUUGUAUUCCUCUGGAAAGAAGCAGUGACAGGUAAAUAAGGUCCAUGGAUGGCAAUUUUCUGGACAGGAGACAGUUUGGGGACCCAAGAAAUCCCCAUCAAAGACCAAAUGUGUGCCUGGUUCCUUGGGAGGGAUGACUCCUGCCCGCACUGCUGAGGGCUUGCUCUUGUCAAAUACUGUCAGCUAUGGAAAGUUCCAGUAUGCUAACUGGUCUCUGAUUUUGUGCCUUGUAGGGGAAACGGGGAGUUAGAUGAAUAAAGAAUUACUCUAUUUA